Periophthalmus magnuspinnatus is the source of this 6168-nucleotide messenger RNA. Its product is annotated as multiple PDZ domain protein. Lineage: Eukaryota; Metazoa; Chordata; Actinopteri; Gobiiformes; Gobiidae. The transcript is spliced from 44 exons. Bases 1 to 6099 code for a protein of 2032 amino acids. The record is from RefSeq and is a predicted model, not a curated record. Gene Ontology annotation, molecular function: protein binding.
AUGGACAUUAUGGAUACUGAGUGUGCUCUAGAGGCCGUAGAGAGACUCCAGGCCAAGCUCAAGGACCAAGGGGAAGCGUCCAUGCAGGAAAAGCUCUUCCUGCUCAGAACAGUCCUGCAGAGCCCUCUGUUCCACCAUAUCCUGAGUCUACAGAAGGCUCAAAGGAAACCUCCACCUAAGGGGAAGAAGGGCAUUUCCAAGUCAGUGUCAAUGAAGUGUGGAACGUGCCCUGGCAUGGCUCUGGGUUUAAAGCCUUUGAGCCAUAGUGACUCGUACACCUGGGCCAUGGAGAAUCGCAGUCGCAGUAACCCUCUUCACGGCGACGGCAGCAGCUCCUCACUGGCUUCACAAGAGCUUUCUAUCUCUGAAAUCUACCCGGAUACACGCACAUAUCCAGAGUCGCAGUACUGUACUCCACCAAGAAUCUCCCGAACAUUGUCAAUGGGAAGGAAUCUGUCUGCUAUUGCACACGAGAGGAGACAUUUGGCAUUGAUAGAGCUGAUAAAUGACGGGAAAGGCCUCGGCUUUGGCAUUGUUGGAGGGAGAAGUACCGGAGUCAUGGUUAAGACUAUUCUUCCUGGUGGAGCUGCUGGCCAGGAUAACCGCCUUCAAAGUGGAGAUCAGAUUCUUCGUAUUGGUGACACAGACCUGGCAGGGAUGAGCAGUGAACAAGUAGCACAGGUGCUCAGAAAUGCUGGGACCAAAGUGAAGCUGCUCAUUGCCCGAGACGCAGCAACAGACAACCACAAAUCUUCUCCUGAUUUAAGGCGUGGCAGCAUGGACAGCCAGCCGGUUAACCCAAACCAUGACUAUGAGUUCAGUGUUCAGUAUACAAAAAACAACCAUGGUUUAGGAUUCACGAUCUCAAGCUACACUGGCGAUCUAAACUCAAUGUACAGCGCCGGGGUGAUGGUGAAGAGCAUCGUGAAGGGCAGCAGUGUCGAUCAAGAUGGCCGCAUCCACAUCGGUGACAUCAUCCUCUCUGUGGAUGGCAUGAGUUUGCACGGUUGCAGUGAGCAGAGGGCCAUGGAGGUGCUGCGGAGGACAGGGGCAGUGGUUCGUUUGAGGUUGCUCAGAAAAGUGGUGGUCCUGAGCCACGUUCUGCCCCCUGUGCCCCCCCUGCACCCGCUCAGACACUCGCACAGCUUCCAAGAGGGCAACCCCUACAAAGUCAGCCUCAACAAGAUAACAGAGACAGGAGUCAGCUCUCUUCGUGAGAUCUCAUGGCGUGCAGCCUUUGCCAACAGGAAAUGCAGAUUUGAUUCCAGAAGUGGAGGAAAGCUGACGUCCGCUGAGGAGGAAGAACUGAAGAAAAGAUGGCAGCGAGCUCUUGGACUGCGAUAUGAAGUCACUGUGUGCCAGCUGGAACGGUUCAGUGAAACCAGCGGACUUGGCAUCAGUCUGGAGGCCCGAGCGGGACAUCACUACCUGUGCUCCGUUUUACCCGAGGGGCCUGUCGGACAGUGCGGCAAGAUUCAAACUGGAGACCAAAUAUUAGAGGUGAAUGGCAUCCCCCUGAUCGGACAGACUCAUAAGGAGGUGGUCAGUAUUCUGAAGGAGCUGCCCGUGCGAGUGUGCCUGGUGUGCUCUCGAGUGCUGCCCCCCACGGCUCCUGAGAGCAACCAGGAAGAUAAAGACCAUCUCCACCUCAGCCUCAAAGAGCUGCUGGCUGAGUUCAAUGACAAGUUGGACCAAGGCUGUGUGAUCCCCUGCCCUACAGCAGAGGACAUAACCAAACGCGGUGUGCCCCCCAUGUCGCCCCCUCUGGCCAUGUGGGAGAGGGAGGCGGUGGUGGUGGAGCUGGAGAAAGGCGAGUCGGGCCUGGGCUUCAGUAUCCUGGACUACCAGGACCCCGAGGACGCCUCAAAGACAGUGCUGGUGAUCCGGUCCCUGGUGCCUGGAGGUGUAGCAGACAAAGAUGGCCGCCUGCUUCCUGGAGACAGACUCAUGUUUGUGAAUGAGACGGACCUGGAGGGCUCCAGUCUGGAUUAUGCUGUUCAUGUUCUUAAAUCCACCGGCUACGGCCCCGUCCGCAUAGGAGUCGCCAAACCUCUGCCGCUGGAGUUGUGUGGUGGCCUGACGCCCAUCGCGGAGCGGAGUGCGCGAGCCUCCUGCGAUGACAGUGACAGCCACACUCAGAUCAGCCUGCUAGCCGAGGCUAACACCGACGCCGACACUGUCACCUCGGAGGAUAACAGUGGCAUACGGACGCGUCACCCUGCAGCGGAGAAGCAGUUGCGUCAGCGCUUUAACACCAUGGACGAGGACCACGGCGACGUGCCCCCGCUGCUCCCUCGCACCAACUUCGAGAGGACCAUCACAGUUGUCCGGGGCAACUCGAGCCUUGGCAUGUCGGUGAGCGCGAUCAAGGACGGCUCAGGCAUGCUGGUGCGCAGUCUGGUCCAGGGGGGUUCUGUAAGCCAUGAUGGCAGGCUGGGGGUAGGAGACGCCAUCUUGGCCAUCAACGAAGAGCUAACCACUAAUCUGACCAACGCCCAGGCAAGAGCCAUGCUCCGCAGGCACUCUGUCCUGGAGCCAGAGAUCAGGAUAACAUACGUCGCCGCUAAUCAGGUGGACGAGCAUCGCGGUCGGCUCGGUCUGCCUCCUCUGGCCUCCAUAACAGUAGACAGUGCGUCCCCUUCGCCCACGCCCCCCACGCCUUCACCAGAGCCCCCAACGGGACACUGCAGAUCCCCGGGGCCCAUCAGACCUACUCUCGUAACUUCAUCCGCCGCUCCAACUGUCCACAAACCAUCUACGGCAGUCCACCUUAAACCUCCGGGCACCGCGGAGUCUGUCGAACCUGCGUCGGUCCAUCUUAAACCUCAGAUCACAACGGAAUCGGUCAAAUCAUCUUCAUCGCUCCAACUUAAACCUCAAACCACAACCGAACCAGCGAAAUCAUCUUCAUCAGUCCAUCUUAAACCUCAGAUCACAACGGAAUCAGUCAAAUCAUCUUCAUCAGUCCAUCUUAAACCUCAGAUCACAACGGAAUCAGUCAAAUCAUCUUCAUCAGUCCAUCUUAAACCUCAAACCACAACCGAACCAGCGAAACCGCCUUCAUCAGUCCACCUUCAACCUCCAACGAACCCAUUUUCUUCAGUUAAAACUUCACCCCCGACCGAACCCGCCAAGCCAUCUGCUCCAUUUAAAGCUCCAUUCAAAUCCAUCGUCCCCACCGUCACCCCAGCUUCAGACACCAGUUGGCAGAUUCGAAAAACGAGCCUGGAUACAACCGAACAGGGAAACACGCAUGAACACUAUACAGAGAACAUCAAGGACAAUCACACUGAUGGGAAAGCGCCUAAAUUGGACGCGGGGCUUAAAGCAGAUGAAACAGAUCCGACGGCUAAAGAGGAAUUCCACCCUCGCUUGUUUGUGUCCUGGGAGCACCCUAGAAGUGUGCGUUUGAUUCGUGGAGCAGGGCAGUCCCUCGGCAUCAGCAUUAUGGGAGGUAGAGGCAUGGGCCGCAGACUGAGCAGUGGAGACAUGAUGAGGGGGGUGUUCAUCAAGCACAUCAGCCCCGACAGCCCGGCAGCGCUUAAUGGCACCCUCCGGAUCGGAGACAGGUUACUGGAGGUCGGUGACGUGGAUCUCAGAGAAGCAAGUCAUGAACAGGCAGUGGAGGCCAUUCGGAAAGCUGGAGAAUCGGUGGUGUUCCUGGUGCAAUCCGGACAACAACGAUCCCAGUCUCCUAUGCACAGUAACAAUGAGCAACUAACUCCAAGUCCACUAUCCAACUCCCACAGCAACAAGGUAAAAGAACUUCACGUUGGUUUGUUCCACAACCUCUCCCCCACCAAUCCCUACACUCCUACUCCCUUUAAGGUGCCCUCACCAACACUGCAGAGAGUGGAUCGUAGGGGCCCCUUGACUGUCCCAUCAAAGACACAAGUGGCAGCGGAAGAUGAGGACGACACCGGCAGGAAAAAGAUGCUUGAGCGGUAUGGCAGCUUGUCCGGGAAGCUCCAUAUGAUUGAGCUGGAGAAGGACCCGGCCGCUCAGGGGCUCGGGAUCCGGCUCACGGGGAACAAGGAUGGCUCCAGGGCCCGGAUGAGUGUCUAUGUGGAGCGCGUAGAGCCUGAAGGGCCCGCUGCUUUAGACGGGAGGAUCAGGGAGGGGGACGAACUGCUGGAGAUCAAUGGUCAGAUCUUGUACGGUCGCAGUCACCAGAACGCCACCACCAUCAUCGACAACGCUCCUGCCAAAGUCAAGAUCAUCCUCAUUAGGAACAAAGCGGCUUUAGGUCAAACUGGACACAGUUCAGGAACAGCGUGUGAGGACGGUGCCAACUGCCAGUCAAAAUGCACAGGGUCAAACAAAGACGUGCAGCUCAUCAACUCACCUCAGGAUCACAAGGCUCUUAGUCGAUGCUUAGGUUGUAUAUGUAAUAAUCAUUCUGACUUCUUCUCUUACAUCAACAUUGCUCUUGUGUGCGUCUACGGUGGACAAAUAAAGAUCGGAGACAGGAUUGUCGGAGCGAGUGAUGAACCUGUAUCUUCAGUAGACAAGGUGUCUAGUCGGAUUUGCAAACACGGGGCCACUGUCAAACUGUCAGGGAGCCAUUCCAAGAAUCCCUCUCUGCCUCCUCCCGCCUCCAUAUCAUGCCCGACAUCUCUCACUCCGCAUUCCUCCAUCAAUCUCUCUACCUCAGCCUCCCCAUCGCAAAUCCCUAACGCGCCCUCCACAACAAAAAUGCUUUCUGAUAGGCUAAAGUCUAUGCCUGACUCCGCUGACCCGCAAAACUGCCCCAUUGUGCCCGGCAAAGAAACCGCAAUAGAAAUCCACAAAGGGAAUCUCGGGCUAGGGCUGAGUAUUGUUGGAGGAUGUGACACUUUGCUGGGGGCAGUGAUAAUCCACGAGGUGAAUGACGGAGGUGCAGCACAAAGAGACGGGAGGCUGCAGGCUGGAGAUCAGAUACUGGAGGUGAACGGUAUUGACCUACGACAGGCCACUCACGACGAGGCCAUCGGAGUGCUGCGCCUGACCACGCAGAGAGUGUCGCUGUGUGUGUUCAGGCACCAGGAGGCCUACAGGGAGGAGGACCUGUGGGACGUCUUUAGUCUGGAGCUGAGGCCGCGGCCCGGAGAGGGAAUAGGCUUUACCGUUGUGGGCAAAAGUAAUGACACGGGCAUCUUUGUGUCAGAUAUCAUUAGAGGAGGAAUAGCGGAUUCGGAUGGCAGGUUGUUGCUAGGUGACCAGAUCCUGUCAAUCAAUGGGGAGGACGUCCGAGCAGCCUCCCAGGAUCACGCUGAGAAACUUCUACAGAAAUGGAACGUCAUUGUUCAUUUGGAGGUGGCUCGCUUUAAAGCUGGUGUAGAGUACUCAAACCGAAGCCAGGAGUACUUUAAGUUAUGUUUUAUCCAGAGCGAAGACUCUGAUUGUUCAACCUUGACACCAACCAGUGGAUGUGACGCAUCACUUGGCCACCAGGGGGAGACAGAACACAAAACGGGGAGCUAUAAGGCCUACACACGGAGAGUUACAAUACACAAGGGUCCAUAUGACUCUCUGGGCAUCAGCGUGGCCGGAGGAGUGGGAAGUCCCCAUGGAAACGUGCCUCUUUUUAUUGCCACAAUGGAUAGCGAUGGUUUGGCUGCUCACACACAGAAACUAAAGGCUGGAGACAGGAUCGUCAGCAUUAACGAUGUGUCCACAAAGGGAAUGACUCACGUCCACGCCGGGGCCCUGCUGAAGACGACCGGUGGAAGUGUCAGUCUGGAGGUGACUUCGUGCGGGAGUGAGUGCAUCGCAGGAGAGCCCAGAGAAAGCCCUUCAGCAUCAUUAGAAGCACCCAGCAGCUUGUCAUGUCUACACAACAAUCUAUGCGCUCGCAAGUACAAGACGAUCAGCCUGGAGAGAGGCUCUUAUGGUCUCGGCUUCAGCAUAGUGGGAGGGUUUGGAAGCCCCCAUGGAGAUUUGCCCAUCUAUGUGAAAACUGUCUUCAAUAAGGGCGCGGCGAUAGAGGACGGCCAGCUGAAACGUGGAGAUCAAAUCAUUGCGGUGAAUGGACAUUGUCUUGAGGGAGUCACUCAUGCUGAGGCUGUAGAAAUCCUGAAGAAGACCAAGGGAACUGUGGUCCUCACUGUACUGUCUUAAGGAAACAUGAACAAAAGAGAUAAGAAGUAAAAUGAGACGAUAGGCUUAGCAAAAUCAGCAAUGUAAGCU